This is a messenger RNA of Striga hermonthica, 1422 nucleotides long. The record is from the annotation of a GenBank genome assembly. Lineage: Eukaryota; Viridiplantae; Streptophyta; Magnoliopsida; Lamiales; Orobanchaceae.
AUGUUGAGGGAAAUUACAAAAUUAGCCACUGAAGCAGGGAUUGAUGAGGCUUCCAAAUUUGAUGACGAUGGCCGCGCAAAACGGACUGGGAAUGUGUUGACAGCAAGUGGGCACAUAAUAACAGCAGUAAUAGGCUCGGGUGUGUUAGCACUUGCAUGGGCCAUUGCUCAACUGGGCUGGAUUGCUGGGCCCAUUGCCCUGUUGGCCUUUUCUGUGAUCACUUGGUUCACUUCCAUCCUAUUGGCUGAUUGCUAUAGGUCAAGUGAUGGCAAGAGAAAUUAUACCUACAUGGAAGUUGUCGAAUCCCAUUUAGGAGGUUCAAGAGCUCACCUUUGUGGGAUUGCACAAAAUGGCAUAUUUUUUGGUGCAAGUGUAGGAUACACAAUCACAACAUCUAUAAGCAUGGUGGCCAUGAAGAGAUCAGUUUGCUUCCACAAACAAGGACAUGAUGCCGGCUGUCACGUGUCGAACAAUCCUUCGAUUAUGGCUUUCGGAUUAAUACAGUUAGUGCUAAGCCAAAUACCAAAUUAUGAAAAGCUCACGUGGCUCUCUCUGCUUGCCGCUGUUAUGUCGUUCGCGUACUCGUCUAUUGGACUUGCUCUCUCUAUAGCCAAGAUUGCAGAAGACGGAGGACAUGUGGAGAGUACCCUCACCGGAAUACCAAUCGGAGCCAAUAUGUCAGGCAUGGACAAGAUGUGGAAUACCUUUAAUGCCCUUGGAAACAUUGCAUUUGCUUAUACUUUCUCUCCUGUCCUCAUAGAGAUACAGGACACGAUAAGAUCGGGAGUCCCGGAAAACAAAGUGAUGAAACAGGCGACUCUAAUCGGAAUCUCGAUCUCCACCGCCUUUUAUAUGUCAUGUGGGGUUUUAGGAUACGUCGCAUUUGGCAAUGAUGCGCCUGGAAAUUUCUUAACUGGUUUUGGAUUCUACGAGCCUUUCUUGUUGGUCGCUUUUGCUAAUUUGUGCAUCGUGGUCCAUCUUGUCGGAGCUUAUCAGGUAUUUGCUCAGCCACUAUUCAUAUUUGUGGAGAAUUGGAGCAAAGAGAAAUGGAAAGGAAAUAAGUUCAUCGAUGCAGAGUUCCCCAUUGCUUUCCCAUUCUGUGGUAGAUUUAACGUGAGUUUAUUCAGGCUCGUUUGGAGGACGAUUUACGUCAUUUGCACGACGGUUUUGUCCAUGAUAUUCCCAUUCUUUAAUAACAUCGUGGGGCUCAUUGGGGCUGCCGCAUUUUGGCCACUGACAGUGUAUUUUCCGAUCGAGAUGUACAUUGCGAGGUCGAAAAUCGCGAGAUUCUCUUCCAAGUGGGUUUUGAUGCAGACGAUAACUGUCGUUUGUCUCGUCGUGUCUCUUCUUGCGAUUGCUGGCUCUGUUGAGGGUCUGGUGACUUCUGUUAGGUCCUUCAAGCCUUUUCAUUCUGUGUCUUGA